AUGGCCUUCCCCACCUUGCCAGCGGGCUGUGCAAGGCGUUUGCACCGAAUGGUAGAGCACCUGGCUAUGCUCCAUGCAGCCAUCGGUGUCGGUGGUCGCCGCUUCAGUGCUACCACCCUCGCUCAGCCAAGGUCGGGUGCUGUGCGCGAGCUUGCCGAGCGGGCCUCGCGGGCCUCGCUGCUGGACAUGGAGCUCCAGCGGUGCGCGGAUGGGGCGGCUGUGCUCCGGGUUGGCGCACAGACGCAGCUGCAGCUCAGUAUGGCAGACUUGCGGUCGUUUCUUUCCCGCCUGCGGGAGCUGAAGAAGAUGCCGGCAUCGGGCGGCGACCUGCGCCAGUUCUUGGAGAAGGUCGACGCUGCGCUGCCGGGCUUUGGGGCGGAGGGGGCGCAUUUGGCCCUCACAGCCUUCGCAGAGUUGCGGUGCCGUCAGGGGGCGAUUUCUGCGUGGCCGCUCCUGAUGAAGCAUCGCAGCACGCUUUCCCCGUCUUGUAUAGCAGAAGGUGUGUGGGCGGCGUCUGGCAUACCCAGUCCACCGCGGGACGUCGUUUAUGAGGCUGUUGGCUUGGCACGUGAGGUUGCACCGCACAUGAAGUUGCUGCCCGAGGAGGCCCUGUAUCGCUGCAUUUAUGGCCUUGCACGUAUUCACACUGGCCGGGGCUCGACAGAACUUUUGCGACGGGCUGAAGCUUCAGUGACACAGGCGUUGGGACGCCGACCGUGCCCGUUUCUCCCACGUCAGCUAGUGAGGCUAUGCUGGGCCAUGGCGAGGUUGGGCUGCCGGGACAAUCGGAUUUUUCAGGGCUUGGAACAACAGAUUACAAACGUGUUGAAUCAUUUGCAGGUCAAGGAACUGGAGGCGCUUUAUGGUGUCCUCACAGAGCUGGAGCUGGUGCGGCAGUGGAAGCUGAUCCACGAUGUUGAGCGGGCACUGCAGUCGCGCGAGGAUGAAGCGGCCUCGAUGAACAAGUCCCCAAGACGAAGGCCCUUCCGGCGGCGUUGGACACGAGCCGAUCUUAUGCAUUCGGUGCUCCCAGCCCGCAAGUGA
Messenger RNA from Symbiodinium natans, 1044 nucleotides. The record is from the annotation of a GenBank genome assembly. NCBI's taxonomy places the organism in Eukaryota, Dinophyceae, Suessiales, Symbiodiniaceae.